Messenger RNA from Parnassius apollo (apollo), 456 nucleotides. The record is from the annotation of a GenBank genome assembly. Lineage: Eukaryota; Metazoa; Arthropoda; Insecta; Lepidoptera; Papilionidae.
AUGAGUACCAAACGGAAACUAACGACUUUAACUCUAAGUGAAAAAUUUAACGUUAUCAAAGCGGUAAACAGUGGCAUGAAGAAAAAAGACGUGGCAGCUUACUAUGGAAUAGCAGCAAGCACUCUUUCUGCAAUAAUUAAUAAUGAAGCUGAAAUAUUGCUACGGUAUGAAUCAAGUACCAAUUUGUCUUGCAAAAGGAGACGACUAGCCGAGUUUCCUGAUUUAGAGGAAUGCUUAGUAAGCUGGUUCAAACAGUGUCAUGAUAAAAACAUACAUGUAUGUGGGCAGAUAUUACGCGAAAAAGCCAAAGAGUUUUCAAAAUCGCUGGGACACAGUUCUUUUCGGGCCAGCAAUGGUUGGUUGACAAAUUUUAAGAAGCGUCAUGAACUUGUGUUUAGGAAAAUUUGCGGUGAAAGUGCAAGUGUGAAUAACGAGAUAUUAAAACGAGGUAUUUGA